CCCCCAGGGCAUUUGAAAAACAUACCAUAAUUACAGUUAUGUCACAAUGAUGCAGUGAAAGAUUAAUGGUAUAGACCUGGUAUCAAGUGUUACAUAAAAACCAUUAGACCUAUCCCAGAGAUGUCUUGUUCAACAAAUGUAACAUUCUCAAUUGUUGUGACUGGGAGAGUGCUGCAAUGUCAGUUGUCCAUGCUGCGAAAAGCUGACAGACUGAUUUAUUGUGGAAUGGAAAAGAAAGCCAAGCAAAACUUUGGUGCACAUAAAGCAAUGAUGCUAGAAACAAAAACUAAAGUGAUAGGCUUUUUGACCCUGUCUGUCUCAGAAAUUCUGAACAGCACUCAAAUCUCAAAUGGAAAAAAAAAUCAUAUAUCCAUUAAAGAGUAGGCUAAGAGGAAAACUGUGAAGUUACUGGCAUUUCUGUGACACGUCAAAUGUAACUUUCUACACUUCAUCAGAAAAAUAUAAAGCAGCCACCCCCUUCAACUGUACAAGUUGAAUCACAAGUGAAUCUGCUAUAGCCUACAAAAACCUUUCCUAUAGCCUACUCUCUACUCUCAUCUAAACUACUAGUUUGCCUGAAAGCCGGGUUUCACCUUCUGCUCAAGAGCAAGUCACGUCGACAAUAAAUUCGGUUGCCCAGAAACCUAUUUCUUUCACUCACUCAAGAAUAAACGAGGUGAAGGAAUGAAUAGCUGGGAGGGAUGGGUGAAUGAAUAGCAACGCGAGUUACACCCACCUUCGCAUGCAUGCCUCAACUGCCAGCGCGCGAGCUACAGAUAGUUUAGCUUGAGCAGCCCGCGGUGACAGAAGCUGAAGGUGCAGCGGACAAGACAUUUCCGUAGCUGUAUUUUGGAACCUAUGUAUUAAACAGGGACCUGAGUUUGGUGCCCAGUGAAUCCGCAAAGAUGCAAGUGGCAGGGUUCAGCUCUCUGCUGAUUCUGACUUCAGUAUGGCUUGUUCCCCUGCCGGUGCAGGGUCAAGUUCCAUCUCCACGAAGAUUACGUUUUAAAGUUUUGGGCACAGACAAACUCAGCGUGUCUUGGAAAGAGCCCAAAGGAGAUUUUGAGGGCUAUAAGCUGUUCUAUAACACAGAGUCAGGUAAAGAGGUGAAGGAAAUACGGACGCCUAAGAAUGAGGUGAAGGCUGUGAUAGAGAACUUUGACCCUGACCAGGAGUACAACAUUAAAGUUGUAGCUGUUCGUGGGAACCAGGAGAGCAAGCCACUGGUGGGACAGUACAAGACACAAGGCACAGGCACAGAUGCAAGUAAUGCCAUUGUGCAGCCACAGAAGAAGAAAGAUCCCGCUGCUAAUGAGGAGGACAAUGAGAUCAGAGAAGUGGACCUGUUUACAUGUAAAAUCCCAGCCACUGCGGACAUUGUGAUCCUGGUCGAUGGCUCCUGGAGUAUUGGCCGCAUCAACUUCCGCCUGGUCCGAGCGUUUCUGGAGAACUUGGUCAGUGCUUUCUCAGUGGGCUCAGACAAGACCAGAAUUGGUUUGGCUCAGUACAGUGGUGACCCACGGAUUGAGUGGCAUCUGAAUGCCCACACGACCAAACAGUCUGUGAUUGACGCUGUGAAGAACCUGCCAUACAAAGGAGGCAACACACUCACUGGCCUUGCACUGACGUACAUCUUGGAGAACAGUUUUAAGCCAGAGUCAGGGGCCAGGACGGGCAUUCCCAAAAUUGGCAUCCUGCUAACAGAUGGGAAAUCACAGGAUGAUGUGCAGCCUCCUGCUCAGAGUCUCCGGAAUGCAGGAAUUGAGCUAUUUGCCAUUGGUGUGAAGAACGCUGACGAGAAUGAGCUGAAGGCCAUCGCCUCUUCUCCUCAGGAGACCCAUGUGUAUAAUGUGGCAGACUUCAGCGACAUGAGCAGCAUCGUGGAAGGCCUCACCCGCACCAUCUGUGAUCGCGUCGAGCAGCUCAACAAGGAUCUCAAAGGUGAAUCUCCGCAGCCAGAGAGCCCUGCUCCCCCGCGUGAUCUGGUGACCUCUGAGGUGACGGCGCGGAGCUUCCGAGUGACCUGGACACAUGCGCCCGGUGCGGUUGAGAAGUAUCGCGUGGUGUACUACCCUGCCAAAGGAGACAAGCCAGAGGAGGUGGUGGUGAACGGCAACGAGAACACGGUGGUACUGCGCUACCUGAACUCCCUGACCGAGUACCAGGUGGCCGUAUUCGCCGUCUACAGCAACACCGCCAGCGAAGCUCUCCGCGGCACUGAGACGACGUUGGCCUUGCCCAUGGUGGACAACCUGGAGCUCUUCGACGUCACUCACAACAGCAUGCAGGUCCGCUGGAAGGGCGCGGCGGGCGCCUCGGGGUACAUGAUCCUCUACGCCCCACUCACAGAGGGGGACCCAGCCGACGAGAAGGAGGUGAAAGUGGCGGACACUGUGACAGAGGUCGAGCUGGAGGGUCUGACCCCAGACACCGAAUACACAGUGACCGUCUACGCCAUGUAUGGAGACGACGCCAGUGACCCUAUGACUGGUCAAGAAACCACAUUGCCGCUCUCCCCGGCACGUAACCUUCGCAUCACGGACGUCGGCCACAGCUCUGCCCAGCUGGGGUGGAACGAAGCGUCCAGGAAGGUCAGAGGUUACCGCAUUGUGUAUCUGAAGACCAGGGGCGCAGAGUCCAAGGAGUUUGAGGUGGGCCCCGUCACUACUCAGCUGCUGCAGAAUCUGACCUCACUGACGGAGUACACUGUGGCCGUCUAUGCCAGAUACGCUGAGGGCCAAUCGGAAGCUCUCAGGGGGAGCUUCACCACCAAGACGGUUCCUGAGCCUCUGAAUGCGCGAACCAAAGAGGUCGGCCAGACCAGCUUCCGGGUCAGCUGGCAGCACCCUGCUACAGACGUCGUUCUCUACAAACUCCUGUGGGGAGAGAGUGACGGAGAGACAGACGUUGAAGAGGUCAUGGUGAAUGCCCAAACCAACACCUACCUUGUGACUGGCCUGAAGCCCUUCACCGAAUACGAAGUGUCCCUCUCCGCCAUCUACAAGGACGAGUCGGAGAGCGAAUCAGUCAUCCUGAUAGAAACUACUGCAGCAGGAACCACAACCGUCAGGACGACCACCACCACAACCGCAGUGGCGCGUCAGGCCGUAAGGAACAUGCAGAUCAGUGACCAGACCACCUUCAGCUUCCAGGUGUCUUGGGAGCUACAGGACCCCAAUGUCCGCCAGUAUCGCAUCUCCUACGUGACGGCACAAGGGGACCGCGCAGAGGAGGUGAAAAUGAUCUCAAGCCAACAGAAGAAUAUUCUGCUCCAGUCUCUGCUCUCUGACACAGAGUACAGAGUGACCGUCACCCCUAUCUACGCCGACGGACCAGGCCCUGUCAUGACCCGCGCGGGCCGCACCUUGCCUCUGACUGCACCUAGGAAUCUAAGAGUGUCAGAGGAGUGGUACAACCGUUUCCGGAUCACCUGGGAUACACCUCCCUCCCCCACCAUGGGCUACAGAAUUGUCUACCAGCCCAUCUCAGCCCCAGGCCGUGCCCUGGAGACGUUUGUGGGUGAAGACGUGAACACCAUCCUGAUCCUCAACCUGCUCACGGGUACUGAGUACAGCGUCAAAGUCAUCGCCUCGUACACCACAGGCUCCAGUGAGGCGCUCGUUGGGAAGGCCAAGACCUUGUACCUGGGCGUGACCAACCUGAAGACCUACCAGGUGCGAACCACCAGCAUGUGUGCCCAGUGGCAGCCACAUCGCCAUGCCACCCUAUACCGCGUCAUCAUUGAGUCUCUUCUCAAUGGAGAGAGACAGGAGGCGUCACUGGGAGGGGGCGCAACCAGACACUGCUUCAGCAACCUGACGCCCAACACAGACUACAAGAUCAGCAUCUACGCCCAGCUGCAGGAGACCGAGGGACCCGCUGUCACCACCAUCCAGAAAACAUUCCCCCUGCCUACCGCAGCUCCAACGAGACCCCCCACCACCCCACCUCCUCCCACUGUGCCCCUAGCCAAAGAAGUUUGUAAAGCAGCCAAGGCUGAUCUCGUCUUCUUGGUGGACGGCUCCUGGAGUAUUGGCGAUGACAACUUCCACAAGAUCAUCCGCUUCCUGCACAGCACGACUGGGGCGCUCGACCAGAUCGGCCCAGAUGGCACACAGGUGGCAAUUGCUCAGUUCAGCGACGAUGCCAGGACGGAGUUUAAACUCAACUCGUACAACAACAAGGAGCGGCUGCUGGAGGCGAUUCAGCGCAUCGCUUACAAGGGAGGCAACACCAAAACAGGGAAAGCCAUAAAGCACGUAAAGGACACCAUCUUCACCACAGAAGGGGGUAUCAGGAGGGCCGUCCCCAAAGUGCUUGUGGUCCUCACCGACGGACGCUCCCAGGACGACGUCCACAAGGUCUCCAAGGAGAUUCAAAUUGAAGGUUACAUCGUUUUUGCCAUCGGGUUUGCGGAUGCCGACUAUGGGGAGUUGGUGAGCAUCGCCAGCAAGCCCAGUGAGAGGCACGUCUUCUUCGUGGAUGACUUGGAUGCUUUCCGGAAGAUUGAGGAAAAGCUAGUCACAUUUGUAUGCGAAUCUGCAUCUGCAACUUGCCCAUCUGUGCCAAUGAGAGGCAGCACUAUGCCAGGCUUUAGGAUGAUGGAAGUGUUUGGACUGACAGAGCAACAAUACAGCAACCUUGACGGGGUGUCCAUGGAGGCCGGCACAUUCAACGUAUUCCCCUGCUACAAGCUUCACAAGGAUGCCUUCAUUGUGCAGCCCACCAGGUAUAUCCACCCAGAGGGCUUGCCUUCCGACUACACCAUCACCAUGCUGUUCCGCCUGCUCCCCGAAACCCCUGAGGAACCGUUCGCUUUAUGGGAGAUCCUCAACCAAAACAAUGAGCCCCUUGUUGGUGUCAUUCUAGACCAUGGCGGGAAGACUCUCACUUUCUUCAACAACGACUACAGAGGAGAGUUCCAGACCGUCACCUUUGAGGGGCCCCAGAUCAAGAAGCUAUUCUUCGGCAAUUUCCACAAGCUCCACCUAGUUGUCAGCAAGACCACCGUCAGGGCCAUGAUUGACUGUAAGCUGGUGGGGGAGAGGCCGGUCAACGCGGCGGGGAACAUCACCACCGACGGAGUGGAGGUGCUGGGAAGGAUGGUGCGCUCCAGGGGUCAAAAGGACAAUUCAGCACCAUUCCAGCUCCAGUCCUUCGAAAUCGUCUGCAGUACAUCCUGGGCCAGCCGGGACAGGUGCUGUGAUCUCCCAUCCCUGAGGAAGGAGGAAGAUUGCCCAGCUCUCCCACGUGCGUGCACCUGCACACAGGACAGCAAAGGCCCACCUGGACCCCCUGGACCUCCUGGUGGCCCUGGAAUUAGAGGAGCAAGAGGAGACAGAGGAGAGCCGGGCCCUGUGGGUCUAUCUGGGCCAGUGGGAGAUGCAGGAAUUCCAGGGCUUCAGGGACCCCCUGGCCCACAGGGACCAAGUGGGAGAACCAUCAUGGGACCCCCAGGUGGCCCUGGUGAACGUGGUCAGAAAGGGGAUGCAGGCCCACCUGGAUCUCAGGGCAACCCAGGUACAACUGGCCCACGUGGAAAUGCAGGACCACCUGGACCAAGGGGCCAGACUGGGAAAGAUGGAUCUCAAGGACGACAGGGUCCCCCAGGAAAUAUUGGUGGGCCAGGAGCCCCAGGGGCGCCAGGACAGAAUGGACCACCUGGCGCGGUCGGACAACAAGGCCCGCCUGGUCCCUCUGGAGGUAAAGGAGAGAAGGGUGAACGAGGUGAUGUCCAGUCCACGUCUAAUGUUCAGGCUAUUGCACGACAAGUUUGUGAACAGCUUAUACAGAGUCAUAUGGCGCGCUUCAGCUCUGUCCUAAACCAUGUCCCGAGUGCACCCGUGUCUGUCCGCACAGUCCCUGGACCCCCGGGUGAGCCAGGCAGGGCAGGACCGCGUGGCCCGCAGGGAGAGCAGGGACCCCCAGGACGGCCUGGGUUCCCGGGCAGCAACGGAGAGAAUGGCCAACCAGGAGCCAGAGGUCUAGCGGGUGAGAAGGGGGAGAAGGGAAGCCAAGGCGUUGGUGUACAAGGUCCCAGAGGGCCUUCAGGUCCACCAGGACCGCCUGGAGAAGGCAGGACUGGUAGCACAGGCCCAUCUGGUCGUCCGGGCAACCCUGGCACCCCUGGCCGACCUGGCAUCCCGGGCCCUGUUGGACCAGCUGGUCCCCCAGGCUACUGUGACCAGAACUCUUGUAUGGGCUACAACAUAGGAGGCCAACAACCACAAUAUGCGAAUGCCUACUGAGUAGCAGCCUCCUCAGACACACGCAGAUCACAGGCUGUCAUUUGUGAUCUGUGGGGAUGUGUCCAGUAGCCCACUAGCAGUACAGUACCAAUUCUCAAAAGCAUGUAAAACACACACACACACACACACAUAUGCACUGAGUGGAUACAUACAAUCCACACACAAAAACUACAUGCGGUCACAUAGAUGUACGCACACAGACUACUGAUCCCCUGAUGUUUUUCUUCUCCGACCGUCAUUGUGUAUCAUAUGGCCCCCCCAAAAAGCCACACUCUUAUUUAAUUCAUUUGGUUUUCAGACUGAGGCGCACAUUUCAAGAGAGUAAAUGAGAAAAAGAAAAGAUAGUAAGCUAUGCCAGAUAUGUGACUGUGAGGGUGGAAUUAAUUUGAUAUUGAAUGCGGUGGAGGAGAAUGCAACCCUUUGUUGCAUGCUGUACAGUAGUGUCGCCUAUGCAUUCCCUGUGAAAUGAUUGCCACCCUCGCAUGUUACAACUGACUAGGCUGAGUAAUGUGCUUUGAAGCCAGACUGUCCUCACUUACUCUUUUGAAAUGCAGUGCAUUUGACCUCUAGGCCACUGUGUUUUUGAUUAUUCUGCCAUAGUCAUUUGUUAUAUUUCUGAACCACAUUGCCUUGAGAUCGAGUACAAUUACAGAUUGCCUUUGAUAUUGAGACUCCUUUUGUAGUUUUUCCAUGUAAACUUCCACGCCCAUGUGUUGUGUUCUUCUUACCAUGUGUCAACGUGAACUUUGUCAGUAACUCUCUGCUUAUCUGUAUCUCUGCUCCUUCCUUUUGUCUCGUCUCUCUAACCCUCCGAACAAAAAACUUACACUUGCGCUUGCUGGGGUCGGUGGUGGUAAAAGAGGAAGAGUCUGAAGGUGACCCAUCUCCCCGGGGUAUUUCUGUAGCCCAAGUGCCCAGUGCCUACCAGCCGUACGACCCCAGAGAACACGAUGAACCGGAGGGUGGCUAUAACUACGGUGUGGCCUACGGCUCAGAGUACU
Messenger RNA from Alosa sapidissima (American shad), 7249 nucleotides. RefSeq names its product collagen alpha-1(XIV) chain-like. Gene Ontology annotation, cellular component: interstitial matrix. Gene Ontology annotation, molecular function: protein binding. The transcript is spliced from 48 exons. The coding region runs from base 906 to 6248 and encodes 1780 amino acids. Lineage: Eukaryota; Metazoa; Chordata; Actinopteri; Clupeiformes; Clupeidae. The record is from RefSeq and is a predicted model, not a curated record.